This is a messenger RNA of Haliotis rubra (blacklip abalone), 1625 nucleotides long. RefSeq lists its product as uncharacterized. The record is from RefSeq and is a predicted model, not a curated record. NCBI's taxonomy places the organism in Eukaryota, Metazoa, Mollusca, Gastropoda, Lepetellida, Haliotidae. Bases 366 to 824 code for a protein of 152 amino acids. The transcript has 4 exons.
AACGACUUGUGCUGCUCGGUAUUGAUCCUGUUGAGUUACACCACGAGUCUCAUGCUGGACACAGCCAUCCCAGCAGUGGUCAGUGACUGCCCACUUCAUCCCCUCCCCUCUAGGUCUGACUACUGUGACGUGCAUGACCAGCCCCCACCACUAAAAGCAAGCCUCAUCUGGAGUGGAUGUACUGUAGCUUCACGAUGCCUUGUGGCCCAGUCUCCUGGCUCGCCAUCAAGUGACAUAAUAAUUUGGAUUGUCUAUAAAUUGGUGGCUCUAACACUGGUACUCUGUUGCGAGUAGCCCGGUCGCAGCCAGUAGAUUAGGACCACUUCAGCGGGGCUCUCUCAUUACAUACAGGGACAUAUCACAGGAUGAGCGUGACCUUGAACUUGUUUGUGGUGACAGUAGCAUGCUGUGUGUUGGCACUGUGCAUGGGUUUUCCCCGCGCUGCCCGCCAGAGCUUCUUCCGCUGCAGCGGGUGGGGCGCGGGAUGCACCAACAUGGACUACAGCCAGACAGCUGACGAGGACACCAGCGACGCAAGUGACAAUGGGGAGAAAGAGGAGGGCGGACAGAAGCUGAGCUACAGCAUGCCCUACCUCUUUACAUCAGGUCGGUCCUGGGGUGCUAUAGGUAAACGCUGGGGUCCAGCCAGCUGGCACUCGGACCCCUAUCUGAGGCGCAUCCUCCUUCCCUACAUGCUGUCUGCCAACAACAAUGUGUGGGUGCGACACUACUUCCCUGACGAGUACCUUGCCUUCAAACAACAGUUUGGAAGGUCAGCCAGUGUCCGGGCCAGCAAACAGAAGCGGGAUGCAGGGACACAGUAGCCAUAGCAACAAGUGACACACAAUGCUCACUGUGGAGACAGUCACAUGAGACUCCCUGCCGUCCUUCAACGUUGACCUAUAUAUAGUAUCACCAUGUCUCACCCCACACACCUGGAUCAAGGCCCCUGUCUGGACAAUCGGUCAGCAGUUAGUAAUAUACAGAUAUAGCAGCUCUUGCUGUUCACAACAUGACAAAAUUAAGCCAUGCGAACAUGGAGGAAUCAUUAAUUCACUAAAACUUUAUUGCGAUAAAAUUGGAAGAAGCUUUCUCCCCCAAAUCACAUUGCAAACUAUGUAAAAUAAACUUUAAAAAGCAGUUUGUAUUUGACAAGCUUCCAACCUGUACACCACUGUAUAAUGUGAACCCAGAUACUUGAUCAUAAGGAUAUAAUUCUGAAUCUGUGUACCCUUAUUUCAUACUGCUAAGAAAACCUGCUCAUGUAAAACAGAUAAUGUUCUGUGUACACCUUGAUAGCAGCCUGUAAGUUAAUCACCAUAUCACAUCACUGAUCCACUGACUGACUGAACCUGGUUCUGUGUAGUGGUGACUGUCACCCACAUCUAUCCCCCUGAGGAGGCAAUCACAGGUACCACCUACAGGUUCUACUGGCACCGUGGACAGUUACAACCCAACAGUCCAUGUGUGUGAGCACAUACGCUACAGCCCCUCGAUGUGUCUCCUGCCUUACACUGUCACAUCUCUGUAUAUCCAGUCCAUUUGUCUGUCUACCUGCUUCUCAAUGUAACACAUAUGACCACUGUAUCUGUAAACUCACAUCGGACAAUAAAUAAUCUGUAUGA